AUGCGGCUUUUUGCGGCACGAAACGUGGUGCGCUUGGCACGUAGACAGAGUCAUAAGUUUCAUGGCCCAGUGUUGCAUCAAGCGCUGCUUUGGAGCGCCUUGGGACUGUCAGUGAUGGCCCUUGCUCAUGAUGAUCUUACUGACGUAAAGGCUGCAAAAUUGGAGGCUCAGUGCGACGCCCGAUACGCGCCACCUGAAGUGGACGGAGCCUUCUCCGUGCCGCUUGAGCGUGAGGAAUUCGCAUUCAUCGCCAAGUCGCGCGCUACACGAGUAAGCAGCGCAUCCUACAAGGCCAACUUCCCUAUUGAGGACAAGUACGCGGUGGAUACAACGGAGUCGGGGGACGUGUUUGCAGCCGUGCUGGAUGGCCAUGGUGGAUGGCAGGUAUCUGAGUAUGCAAGAAAGACGAUGAUUGGCAAUGUGCAGAAGGAGUUGUCUUAUCUGUACAAGCCGGGGACGAACGAGCCAGCUCAAGGCGACGAGACAACGGUCUCGGACGCGCGUGUGGCUGCUGCUAUCCAACGUGCAUUCGGACGCACAGAUCGCGACCUCAUGGCUGAGGUGGCUUCUGCUUUCAAACUUGGAUUCGGAGCUGUAGCGCGAUGCGGAUCUUGCGCAUGCUUGGCUUACGUGCAUGGAGACACCGUUCACGUUGCCAACGCUGGUGAUAUCCGCGCAGUGUUAGGAAAAGUCGGGAAUGAUGCCGAUACGAUUGUGGCUGAACCUCUCAGUAACGACCAGAAUGCCAUGGUAAAGUUCGAACAGGAAAAGCUCAUGAAGGAGCACCCGGGGGAGACAAACGUAUUCACAUGUCGCCACCCAGACUCGUGCUACGUGAAAGGCGCGCUGCAGCCCACGCGUGCUUUUGGAGACUUCUCACUCAAGCAUCCGGAGUUCAACGGCCCGCCUUACGUGAAUGGUGAUCGCACUGCUGGUCGUCACUUUUCGGCACCUUACACGCCGCCCUACAUUACUGCUAUCCCAGAGAUCAAGUCGCACAAGCUGGAAGAAGGAGACAAAUUCCUCAUUAUUGGAUCGGAUGGGCUUUGGGACUACCUCAGUAACGAAGAGGCUGUCGAGAUCGUCAAUGGACAGGUUUCAUGCGGAAAUCAUGACCUUGCUGGCCGUGCAUUGGUUGAUCGUGUGCUGCAGAAAGCGGCGAAGCGCUACGGAAUGACAUACCCGGAGUUGCUGAGCUUACCACCUGGAAGCCAUCGCCGACGUCGCCAUGAUGACACGACUGUGAUCGUUCUGUUCUUCGACUAA
Molecule: messenger RNA, 1266 nt
Organism: Peronospora farinosa
Lineage: Eukaryota; Oomycota; Peronosporomycetes; Peronosporales; Peronosporaceae
Source: the annotation of a GenBank genome assembly